Messenger RNA from Drosophila obscura, 889 nucleotides. RefSeq lists its product as uncharacterized. NCBI's taxonomy places the organism in Eukaryota, Metazoa, Arthropoda, Insecta, Diptera, Drosophilidae. The record is from RefSeq and is a predicted model, not a curated record. The transcript is spliced from 3 exons. Bases 199 to 516 code for a protein of 105 amino acids.
UAUCGUCAUUUUAUGCAGCACGGGAUAAAAUAAUGUUCGUUGGCGACGGCUACAAAUACAGUGUUGGUAAGCGGGUCAAAAUUGCCAACACCGCCUCCAUUUUUACAAACGACCGGCGUGAAACUUAAUUCCAGCUUCGAAGCGCGCGUUUGUCUAUUGCAAAAUGCAAAUACUUGAUUAUUUUAAUAUCAUAUUAAAAUGACAAUCGAUGAAUAUGGAUUGGGAUUUAAUCCCUUUGUCCCCGCUAGCCAGUUCAAUGCUACGCCUAGCGAGUCCACAGAUUCUACCCACAGUGUCGACACCGAUAUCCAACUAAGCCCCACAUUCAGCGAGUUUCUUGAAAUUGAAAUGGAAAAUUCUGGAAACACGAAGAGCGUUCCAGAAGACAAGAUAAAAUUACUGAUUCAGCAUAGGAAGACACUUUUAGAACUCCUGUAUCUCAUACAAAUAAAACAGAAGGUACUGGAUGCGUUCAUUAAGCAACAGAAGCCAAACAACGAGAAGAAGACCAAAUGACCAAAAUGUGACAACAAUAAUUGGAAUUGCUGCUGUGCAGCUUAUAAAUAAAUAAAUACUCUUGGUACAUAUAUAAGAACAAUUACAUGGAAUCACAUUUCUGUCUGGCUUCUGGUGCGCUAAUUUUAUAGCCUAACAUCAAUCGUGCUCUGCUCUCUCGCUUCUCUGAUAAGUACCCUAUACCCUCUGACCUAAAGUUUUUAGUACAUUGCAGUUUAGAUGCUUCUGGGAAACGCGCUCGACAUCUCAGUGUGGUAGGAUUAGAAUUAGAAAAUCGUGAUGUGCCAUUGCGUAUCUACCUCUAAUUAAUAAAGCUACAAAUUUUUCCGAAGAAAUUGACAUUGGCUUCGAUACGCAAGUUACUCCUUAAAAU